Molecule: messenger RNA, 1383 nt
Organism: Lachancea nothofagi CBS 11611
Lineage: Eukaryota; Fungi; Ascomycota; Saccharomycetes; Saccharomycetales; Saccharomycetaceae
Source: the annotation of a GenBank genome assembly
AUGGUCCAGGUGAGCGAGAUUAAAGAUGCCGGCGCUGGGAACCAAGGUUCCACACGCACGGCGGCACAUACACAUAUCAAAGGGCUCGGUUUAGAUGCGCAAGGCGUGGCCAAAGCGGUAGAAGGCGGAUUUGUGGGCCAAAUAGAAGCGCGCGAGGCUUGUGGGGUGAUUGUGGACCUGAUCAAGGUCAAGAAGAUGUCGGGAAAAGCGAUAUUGCUGGCUGGUGGACCAUCGACGGGUAAAACGGCGCUGGCACUGGCGAUUUCGCAAGAGCUGGGACCCAAGGUGCCGUUCUGUCCCGUGGUAGGGUCUGAGUUGUAUUCCGUGGAGGUCAAGAAGACAGAAGCGUUGAUGGAGAACUUCAGAAGAGCUAUAGGACUGCGCAUCAAAGAAACAAAGGAAGUUUACGAAGGAGAGGUGACAGAGCUGGCACCACAGGCUGCUGAGAAUCCACUGGGAGGCUACGGCAAGACCAUUGCGCACGUUAUCGUGGGGUUGAAAUCGGCCAAGGGAACCAAGACGCUGCGAUUGGAUCCCACGGUGUACGAGAGCAUCGAGCGUGAAAACGUAAGUGUGGGUGACGUGGUAUACAUCGAAGCCAACACGGGAGCCGUGAAGCGUGUAGGACGCUCGGACGCAUACGCCACGGAGUUCGACCUCGAAGCCGAAGAGUACGUGCCACUGCCCAAGGGUGAGGUGCACAAGAAGAAGGAGAUUGUUCAAGACGUGACGCUACACGACCUGGACGUGGCCAAUGCUCGUCCACAGGGAGGCCAAGACGUUGUGUCCAUGAUGGGCCAGCUUCUCAAGCCUAAGAAAACUGAGAUCACCGAAAAAUUGCGUCACGAGGUCAACCGCGUUGUAGCCAAGUACAUUGACCAGGGCGUCGCAGAACUUAUCCCGGGUGUUUUAUUCAUAGAUGAGGUCAACAUGCUUGAUAUCGAGAUCUUCACGUACCUAAACCGCGCGUUGGAAUCGAGUAUCGCUCCCGUCGUCGUCUUGGCUUCUAACCGUGGUCUUACAACUGUUCGCGGAACCGACGAUAUUGUUUCCCCACAUGGUGUCCCACCUGACUUGAUUGAUCGUUUGCUAAUUGUGCGUACACUUCCUUACUCCAGAGACGAGAUUCGCACUAUCAUUGAAAGAAGAUCUGCCGUUGAAAACCUCAAAACGGAACCAGCAGCGCUCGAUUUGCUUGCAGACAUGGGCUCCCAAACUUCUUUGCGUUACGCUUUGCAACUUUUGUCUCCAUCCGGUAUCCUCGCCAAAACUGCAGGCCGUUUGGAAAUAGGUUCUAAUGAUGUUAACGAGGCCAAAAUGCUAUUCUUGGAUGCCAAGAGAUCAACCCAAAUUUUGCAAUCCAGUGACAGCUAUUUAGCAUGA